AUGGGCGAUCUUCCGGAUUAUCGAGUUCGCCCUGUUGCUCGCGGGUUUUCUCACUGCGGAAUCGAUUAUGCCGGACCAAUUAAAGUGCGAACGACACCGGGACGGGGACACAAGUCGCAAAAGGCAUAUAUCGCCAUAUUUAUCUGCAUGACUGUUAAAGCGACUCAUCUGGAACUAGUAGGUGAUUUGUCAACGCCGUCUUUCUUGGCUGCUUUCGAUCGGUUCUGUGCUCGUCGAGGUGUUCCAACCGCGAUGUAUUCGGACAACGCAACUAAUUUUCAGGGAGCUCAACGCGAACUAGCUACUGCUUGGCAUACGGCUACUCACGAUUCGAAUAUUUUAAACAACCUCGCGGAGAAAGGCAUCAGUUGGAGAUUCAUUCCUCCGUCCUCUCCACAUUUCGGUGGAUUAUGGGAGGCCUGCGUUCGGAGCGUUAAGUUUCAUCUAAAGCGCGUCAUCGGUGCUCACACGCUCACAAUCGAAGAGAUGAGCACCUUAUUAUGUAAAGUCGAAGCGUGUCUAAAUUCGCGGCCUCUCGGGCAGAUGUCGGAUAAUUACGAUGAUUAUCACGCUCUUACUCCGAGCCACUUUCUCAUUGGAUCCUCGAUGCUAACGAUACCAGAAACGUCUCUACUCGACGAAAAGGAAACGCGUCUUACCCGAUGGCAGCUCAUUCGUCAAAUGCGCGAUAGUUUAUGGAAGCAAUGGUCACAGGACUAUCUGCACACGUUGCAACAACGGCCUAAGUGGCGUGAAAGGCAGAGUUUAGCCCGGGUAGGGCGCUUAGUACUAUUGCGAAAUCCGCUAGCGCCUCCCUGCGCUUGGGAACUUGGGAGGAUCGUGGAAUGCCAUCCGGGAGACGAUGGCUUAGUCCGGGUCGUUACUGUCAAGACAGCCCGCUCAAAGUACAAGCGAGCCGUCACAAAAUUAUGUUUUCUACCGAUUGACGUGAAUCUAACCCAUGACGCUGCGGAUGACAUUCCACGAGCCAUCUCUGCUGAUACGUCUAAAAAUUAA
This is a messenger RNA of Nylanderia fulva, 1017 nucleotides long. The record is from RefSeq and is a predicted model, not a curated record. Lineage: Eukaryota; Metazoa; Arthropoda; Insecta; Hymenoptera; Formicidae.